This is a messenger RNA of Drosophila albomicans, 1076 nucleotides long. RefSeq lists its product as uncharacterized. The transcript has 2 exons. NCBI's taxonomy places the organism in Eukaryota, Metazoa, Arthropoda, Insecta, Diptera, Drosophilidae. The record is from RefSeq and is a predicted model, not a curated record. Gene Ontology annotation, biological process: regulation of transcription by RNA polymerase II. Gene Ontology annotation, cellular component: transcription regulator complex; nucleus. The coding region runs from base 134 to 937 and encodes 267 amino acids.
UUUGCCGGCAAACAGUUAGGCGGCAAGCAGUGUGACCAUUAAGAUAUUUAAAAUCAAAGCGGGAACUUUAUGGUAUUUUUGCUUUUAAAGCUACGUUCACAUUGCAGCAGAAGCGAAUGAAAGCGAAAAGGAAAUGAACAAAAGUAACAAAGUUGUUUGGACAGAUGAGAUUUUAUUUUUUGUUAUCAAACAUGUGAAAGCCGCUCCAUUUGUAUGGGAUCAUGCCCAUCCGCAGUUUACGUUUAAGUCUAGGAAGGCGAAGUUCUGGUCCUUGCUAGCCGAAAAAGUGAAUACUUAUGGCGGACUCUUUGCCACCACUCCAGUUACAAAGGAGGCACUGCAAAAGAAAUGGACAAAUAUGAAGACAUACUAUCUGUUUGAGGAGAGCAAAUCACGGCGCAUUGGGGCGGAGGCCGAUAGUUUCAGCACCACCUGGAAAUUCCGAUCAACUUUAUCCUUUCUUAGUUCAUCCCUGGGAACAGCAGCUCGACCGCAAGCCUUGGGACAAGCCGAAGGUAGCAGUGCUUCCGCCACAAAUCCCAGCGAAGGCAGUUGUGACUUUUCUGAGGAUGAUCCACUGGCAACCCAAGAGGGAAUUCCCGCAAAUAUUACCAUUAAAACAGAAGAGCCUUGUCUGGAUGAAUUAUCCACGGAAGAUCCAUCAAUAUUGCAAGAAGAUGACAACGACAAUGACAAUGUUGAAGAGGAACACACAUUGCCAUCACCGCCUGUUAGAAAAAGAGCAAAAGAAGCUUUAAUGGUGGAGGGUCAAUCAUCUAGGUAUACACACAGAGCUAAUUAUUAUCAUUAUGGUAUGACGGUUGCCCAAGACCUGGAUCAACUCGAUGAGGACUUUAAAAUCGAUGCUAAACUUGAAAUAAUGCAAAUUAUUGCCAAAUACAAAAGGGAACAGUACUUGAACCAAACCGAAAGCUAAAAUAAAUUACAAUUAACAUAAUACUACAAAUCAAUGAUUUGUUUUGCUUUCAUCCCUAUUGUUGAGAAUGGGCAGCACAAAAGGCAAUAGCUGAAGCUUGGAAAUCAAAACAAAAGCAAAAAAAAUCGAAUUAUCGAUA